Molecule: messenger RNA, 2130 nt
Organism: Pteronotus mesoamericanus
Lineage: Eukaryota; Metazoa; Chordata; Mammalia; Chiroptera; Mormoopidae
Gene: GSKIP
Product: GSK3B interacting protein
Exons: 3
Coding region: 129-548 (139 amino acids)
Biological process (GO): regulation of canonical Wnt signaling pathway
Cellular component (GO): cytoplasm
Molecular function (GO): kinase regulator activity; protein kinase A binding
Source: RefSeq, a predicted model, not a curated record
ACGGGCGUUCGGGGCGCCGUGGGCUCCGCGGGGAGGGCUGCAGCCGCUGUCGCGCAUCCCAGCCGCCCCCGAGUACUGACCGAUGUUGCCGGUUGUCCGCAAGUUAUUCGUCGCCGGGCUCGUGCAGAAUGGAAACAGACUGUAAUCCCAUGGAGCUAAGCAGUAUGUCAGGAUUUGAAGAAAAUGCAGAAAUUAAUGGUUUUGAAGGAACUGAUAUGAAAGACAUGAGGCUAGAAGCUGAAGCAGUUGUAAAUGAUGUUCUCUUUGCUGUUAACAACAUGUUUGUCUCAAAAAACCUGCGCUGCGCAGAUGAUGUGGCCUACAUCAAUGUGGAAACUCGAGAAAGGAACAGAUACUGCCUGGAGCUCACUGAAGCAGGGCUUAAGGUAGUAGGUUAUGCUUUUGACCAAGUGGAUGAUCACUUACACACUCCCUACCAUGAAACAGUCUACUCCCUGCUGGAUACGCUCAGCCCUGCCUACCGGGAUGCCUUUGGAAAUGCACUCCUUCGAAGACUGGAAGCUUUGAAAAGAGACGGACAGUCGUGACUAAGCUUUUUCCUUUUAGAGGGAGCAACUGCUGGUACAAAAUGUGGGCAUAAAGCUUGAAGCUCUUGCGUAUGGUCAUGGUAGAAAAUGCAUCGUUGGUUUUGUGUUUUUAUCGUUUCUUGCUUCAAAUUUGGCUCAACAUUAUUAACUAAUAAAUCAUCUGUCCUAGCUCCUGAUUCAUUAAGGGAAUCCUGAGGCCAUUGCUGUGGUAGCAUCAGUAAGGCAUUCAGAUUUCUCCAUUGGUAUCUGCAUUUCAAACCCGCAUCACUACUUCAUUCUGUUACUCCAGGGCUUUGAUGCUGCCAGCACUCUCUGUUACAUAGGAAAUUCUGUAUUUGCACAGUAAUAUAGGAAUUAAAAUGACCUAAAGGCAAACUUGGAUUCAGCUUGCUAAAUCAGGGGUUUACUACCAGCUUGGACUAACGUUGUAGUCAUUAUUUUGGUACUAGCCUUACUGGAAACAAACUAUCAACUAGUUUCCCCUGCACAAAUUUUGAAAUUCACUGCUUCACUUAAUCUAUUUAUAUUACUAAUAUGGACUGAUAAAGAUGAAUUAAUUAUAUAUUACUUAACUAGUAUUAAAUGAACAACAGGGACUGAAAUAGUUCUGUAUUCCUUGUUUGCAACAACCAGCCAACUAAGAGGACAAACUGUAAGAAAAUGAAUGUAAUAAUUACUUUUUCCAAGGUAUUGAAGCACAUAAGCAAAUAGAGGAACAGGCUCCAUUCUUUUUUCCUAACAAAAAGCAUCUUCAAUGUGUGGGAUUUAAAAGGAAGAAGACUCUGAUUUCUUAAAAAAACAAUAUUUUGGCCUGUGUUGAUUCUUCUUAUGAAUGUUUGUUUACAUGAUGUACAGUAUAUAUUCAGAAAGUAUUUUUGCUUCAACAUUUACUUUCUAUAAUGUGAUGCUUUGGUAUUCCUACAGUGUCCCUCCUUCCCCAACAGAUGUACAGUGUUUCGUCUCAAUGCUAAAUCCACAAUGUAAUACGAGUGCAUUGUAUGGGUUUGAAACCAAAGGAUGAAGGAAGCACUCCGAGACUUAAUGUUUGAAAAAGGCAGAAUCUGUAUUUUAUAUUUUAUUACAGGUACUAAUAUUUAUAAACUAAUAAACUAUACCAUGCUGCUUCAUGUUUUCAAGAACAUGUUGAAUAGUAAGGAUUGGGGAAAUUGUUUUUUUAAUAAUAGUCUAAAGUAGCAGCUGUAGAAAUGAACUAAAAUUCUACAUCUCGACACACCUUAAGAAAUUUGUCAUUUGCAGGCUUUUUUUUAAUCAUUAAAUACUAGGUACUUUUAGGCUCUGAAGACCAGGUAGACCAGAGCAAAUGGGAGUUCGGUUCAGGCCAGUGUUCACUGUCAAACGCCGUUGGAAUGCUUUCAUUACGGUUGGCAACACAGAUUCAUUCUCAGCUUUCUUGUCAGACGCUUCACUGUUUGGGCAAUGAAGUUUAACUUCAGGUUGAACCUUCUCAUGCUAAUCUCAGGCUAACUGUAAACGAUAUUUGUAAAGUUUGAAUAAAAUUCUGUUUACUCAUUUUGAGUUUUAAGUAUGAAGAAAAAGUGAUUGUAUGUUUAAAAAUUGAAAU